Messenger RNA from Phytophthora infestans T30-4, 384 nucleotides. RefSeq lists its product as uncharacterized. NCBI's taxonomy places the organism in Eukaryota, Oomycota, Peronosporomycetes, Peronosporales, Peronosporaceae. The transcript has a single exon. The record is from RefSeq and is a predicted model, not a curated record. The coding region runs from base 1 to 384 and encodes 127 amino acids.
AUGAUCCGACCGGUGUCGAAUCUGCAAAUGCAACGUCAGCUUCAAUCCCCCAGCAAGCCUCUGAAAUCGACCACGACGUCCUCUAAGUCUCCGAUCAAGAAGCACCUUCAGAAUGCCUCCAUAGAACAACCAUCGUCUCCUCUUCAUGAGCCCCAGAAAGGGAAACUACGUGGGUCAGUUCUUCGAGCAGGUUUGAAUUUACUGGACCAAGACGUGAACGGAACUCGUUGGAAGCCCACCAAGUCCUCCCAGCGCGCUGCCGGCCCUACCCUUGUCCGAAGCCCAACGUACAGCGGUGGAACCGUCCAAGCUCUACGUGGCCCUCCAUCAGGCAAAGUCGCCAUCGGUCCGGCUACGACUCUGGGUCGGCGAAUUUCAACUUGA